Colletotrichum abscissum is the source of this 258-nucleotide messenger RNA. RefSeq lists its product as uncharacterized. Bases 1 to 258 code for a protein of 85 amino acids. The record is from RefSeq and is a predicted model, not a curated record. Lineage: Eukaryota; Fungi; Ascomycota; Sordariomycetes; Glomerellales; Glomerellaceae. The transcript is spliced from 2 exons.
AUGCCCCGUAUUCGAACGUCGGCUGUGUGUACCUGCUUGACAGCUGCGGACCCCAUGAUGCCAUACACAUCCGAAGGAUCAGCUGUCGAAGCAGCUCUCACGAUCCGUAGCGGAGCCUCUUUGCUCGCGGGCCCGAGCUGCAGCCAUGCAGGUACCAUGCUCGAGUCGGAGUGCGGCGAAACUUGGCCAGGUCACGAUUCGGACCCCAACGGAGAGCUGAACGAAACCACAACGUUGAAACCUCGUGUUCGAAAAUAA